UUCGUGAGGUCGUUGUCAGCGAUACGAGUUGAUAACCGACUUUUUUUUUCUACAUUUUUCUAUUUUUGCCUGAAGCUUUGUUUGAACUUUUUAAACCUCCAUCCUUCUUUUUGGUGAAUUCUUCUUUUCUCCUGCGUUGGUUCUUCAUCCGAAAACGGAACUGUCAUGGCGUUUCCUCGGACGUCCUCCAUCGUGCUGUGGUUCUCACUCAUCUUCUUUGUUUAUUGGACGACCUCGGCUGCUGAGUCACAUGACCCUUCACCUGCUGACCUCUCAGCCCUUCGCAGGCUCAAAAGAGAGCUGGAUGCAACCACCAAAGAACGGAUCCAGAGUGGGUUCCAGGUGGGCAUGGACACUCUGACCAUGGUCACACAGGCGACGAACACAUUCAAACCUAACCAGCUGGCAUCGGUGUUCAAGGCCCUGGAAAACUUUGCCAGUUUGGCGCCCGGUAUCGGAAGUGUGGUCAUCUCAAUUGUCAACGUGGUUCUGGCCAUCAUCCCUCAGGAAAAUGGCAUCGAGGAGCUGAGGAACGGCUUCAGCGAGGUCAACCGGAGGCUGGACUCCCUGACCUUCCAGAUAUCCGACCUGUCCACAGACGUGGAGUGGUUCAACUUCGCCAGCGUCUACUCUCAAGAUGAGACUCGCAUCCUGAACGCCUGGAGGAAGUUCAGUGAGCUUGAGCAGAACCUCAGACUGGUGACGAGUGAAGAGGAGAAGCUGAGGCUGGCGGAGAUCUUCGCCAACUUCUAUGAGAAUUCAGGGACUGAGGGCAGCGUGGCCAGCAUCUACCAUUACCUGACGGUCAACGGCACGUCUCUGAGCAGGAACAUCAACAUCCUGUUGAAGGACAAGUUCAAAUGUGGCAUCAAAGAGAUAGGCCGCUAUAACCUGUACCUGAGCAGUCUGCUGUGGAAGGGCAUGUUCCUCAACCAGCUCUACUGGAAACUCAUCGGAUUCAGCUCAUCAGGUCAACAGGACGAACAUAACCGCAUGUUCAAGAACGUCUUCAAAGCUCAGAACGAUGCUUUGCAGUACUGUCUGGACAAAUUUUACGAGUACUUGGUUAAAGAUGUGGAGGUGGUCAGCAAAAGAUUCACCAAAGACCAAAAAGAAGACAUCGCUGCCAACGUCCGAAAGAAUCUGGAAGAGAAGUACUACUGGUACAACUGGGCAGUGAUAGUUUAUGAGAAGAACAAUGAGGCCAACUACAAACUUCUCUAUAUGUGGCGUGUACCUGUGGGGGACCUGGUGGUGGCGGUGGGAUACACCCACAAGGGAAUCAACACAUAUGAUUACGAAGUUUUGAGGGCUGAUCAGAGAUGCUUUACUAAUACCCAGUGUUCGGACCUUGGACAGAACGCCCUGGACUGUCAACUUUGGUUGUAUACUGGAAAGUUCGUAAAUCAGCCCGGGAGUUCAGACCCUGUGAAGGAAGUGGAAUAUAAAAGGUUUUCAGAUUAUGCCACAGUUUUGCAUUAUUUCUAUGGUGAUGCUCCAGUGAUGUCGCCAUGGCCUCGUGACAACAAGGUGGAGUGCACCCUCAAUGGUUACAGGUACAAGGUGAACGUCUACCUGUCCAGACGGCUGCCGGUUUGUUCCUCACCUGACACCUGUCUGAACGGAGGCGUAUGCAGGCGGCUGAUGGACUCCAAUGAACACCUAUGUGACUGUCGUGAUGGUUACUAUGGAAACAGAUGUGAAAGCAGCACCAGCAUCUACCACAACAUUGACAUCGGUUCCCUGGUGCCGGACGUAACCACCCUCAACACCAAACUGGACCAAAUCCUUGACACCCGUCUGAAGCAGAUAGAGGACAAGCUGGACCAGGUCCUGAGGACAUGUCCAGCCCACUAACGAAGACCUGAACACACAUCAACAACAUCCACCGUCACCGUCGGAGGUUCCAGGUCCUGACCCACUGGGACGUUUAUGUCACAUGGGAAAGCCUGUGAUAAUAGGAGUUAUUAUGGGAUGGAUGUGUGGUGUGAAUAUGUCCAACAGAUGAAUAAAUAAACAUCAGUGAGUUGGUC
This is a messenger RNA of Sphaeramia orbicularis (orbiculate cardinalfish), 2033 nucleotides long. RefSeq lists its product as uncharacterized. The coding region runs from base 166 to 1857 and encodes 563 amino acids. The transcript has 2 exons. NCBI's taxonomy places the organism in Eukaryota, Metazoa, Chordata, Actinopteri, Kurtiformes, Apogonidae. The record is from RefSeq and is a predicted model, not a curated record.